GUGCAGAGAAAAGGCUUCUUGAAAGACGACGGCAUUCAUCACUCUGACAGAAAGAAGAGAAGAGCAGUGAUGAGUUUAACCACAGCUGUGAGUGGAUUUAUGGUCCUCCUGCUCUCUGUGUCAGUGGUUCAGGGUCGGGAUGGCUGGGGAGUGACUUACUCUUCUCAUCAGAUCUGUGCCUUAAAAGGAUCAACUGUGAAGAUAAACUGCACCUUCACAUACCCAGCAAGAAUAGAUGGGAAAGAGAACAAACUUUUAGAAACAUUCUGGUUUCCUAGAAAAGAAGGUAGUGAGUUAACAGAUGUUGAAACAGACUUAGAGUAUUCAGGUCGUGUGAAGAACACCUGUGAGGAGAAUAAAUGCACUCUGAGGAUCACAGACCUGAGAGAGAGCGACGCACAUGAGUACAAGUUCAGAUUUAUAACAAACCUUAACAAAUAUCAUGGUAACCCAGGAGUCACCCUGACCAUCAAAGAUCUCCAGGUGGAGGUGAGCAGAUCACGCGGGGCUUUGCGCUUUAAGUGUCUCAGCAGAUGUCCUGCUCACACUUCCUACAUCUGGUUCAAGAAUGGAAUGAAAAUUAAACAAGAAAACUCACAGAAUUAUUCACCAGGCCCGGUUCUUCAUGCAGACAGAUAUUCCUGUGCUGUACAAGGAUACAAGAAGUUCCCCUCUGCUUCAGUGUAUGCUCCACAGCUUCCCUCUGUAUCAGUGAGUCCCUCUGCUGAGAUAGUGGAGAACAGUUCAGUGAGUCUGACCUGCAGCAGUGAUGCUAACCCAGCAGCUACAUACACCUGGUACAAGAAGAAUGAAGGUCCAUCAAAAGCUGUAGGACCGGUCUUCACCAUCACUGACUUCAGAGCUGAACACAAUGGGAAUUAUUACUGUGCAGCUCAGAACAUAAUGGGACGUCAGAACUCCACCUUACAUCUGAUCGUUUUGUCAGGUGGAGGAACAUUACUGGUUGUUGCAGUGACAAUCACUAUUGUCCUCUCUUCUCUGGUUGUUGUGUUCCUCCUUCUCUUCUUGUGGAUCAGAAAGAAAAGAUCUUCCAAUGAAUCUCCCGAGGCUGAGGAGAGAGCAGACAACAUGAAGCGGGCACAACCGGAGGAGCAGGAUGACCUUCAGUAUGCCAGCGUCUGCUUCUCCAAAAACCAGAUGGAACUCUACAGCAACAUCAGACCAGCUCGACCCGGCAGACGCAUGGAGCAACAGGAAGUCUCAGUGUACGCUUCUGUUGCCAACACCGCCAACAGAGCCAGAGGUCAAGAAACUGGAGAGGAUCCUGGUGCACUGUACAGCACAGUCAACAAAUCCAGAUGAUCCCAACAGGCAAUUCAUCACAGUUAUUUGUAUUUACAGAGGUUUCUUUAAACGUUACAACAUAUUUGUAAUAAUCAGCUACAUCAAGCUUACAGAGUAGAGACCAUUACAGAGUUUCAGUUUUGUUCAAGUGUGUUUGGGGUGGUUCUUUAUUGAUCAUUGUCAUCACUUUGAGUUUAUUUUAAAUAAACACAACUUUGUAUCAGUAUUUAAACUGGAGAUCCUACAUUUGGUUCAACAGGAUUAAAUUAAACCUUUGCUAGGGGUAAGAAAUUCAACUGAGCAGGGGUUCACAUUUUUUCUAUCUCAAUGUCAGAUUGAUGCUACAUCAACAAGAUAUAAUCCAUUGUAAAAAUAAAAAAAAGAGUAUUAAAUGUAACCAAUCCUUUAUGUUAUGAACUGUAAAUAAAACUUUUUUAAAAUUCUUUUUACACCCACUUUAUGAAUAAAU
Molecule: messenger RNA, 1774 nt
Organism: Notolabrus celidotus (New Zealand spotty)
Lineage: Eukaryota; Metazoa; Chordata; Actinopteri; Labriformes; Labridae
Product: HEPACAM family member 2-like
Exons: 9
Coding region: 70-1323 (417 amino acids)
Source: RefSeq, a predicted model, not a curated record